This is a messenger RNA of Miniopterus natalensis, 3414 nucleotides long. RefSeq names its product amylase alpha 2B. Gene Ontology annotation, molecular function: cation binding; alpha-amylase activity. Gene Ontology annotation, biological process: carbohydrate metabolic process. The record is from RefSeq and is a predicted model, not a curated record. NCBI's taxonomy places the organism in Eukaryota, Metazoa, Chordata, Mammalia, Chiroptera, Miniopteridae.
UAAUUUGAAGAGGGUGCAGGGCUGCUGGCUGGUGGGGUGGCGGCAGGGAGGGGAAGGCCAGGGUUUGCUCAGGAGACAGGACUGACCUGCUGUCAUAGUGGAGCUCAGGUCAGACUUUGGACAAAUUGCAUUUGGAGAAGUCAAACAGGCUCGUCAGAGCAACUACUGAAAGGAUUGUGGAAAAUCUAUGAAGUCAAAUUCAGCAUUUUUUUUUCCUAAUUGAAGAGAAAAAGAGAACUUUUUUAAAAAAAAAUUAUAAUUGAAAAAGGUAGGAUUUGAGAGAUUGCUGACUUCAGGAAGCUGAUGUGGUAAGUUACUUUAAUGGUUUUUUGAGUAUUAUAUAAGCCCUGCCCCCCUUUAUGUCUUGAAAUAAGUGGUUUCUGGCCUGUGACUUGAUACAGUUCAAAGUUUCAGAGUCUAUUUUAGGCUUGUUGACAGCUCAGGUUUCAGUCCCCAGCAACACUAAAUGUACUGAUUAGAUCUGAAAUGUGGCUGAACCUUCCCGCAAGGUGUCCCUCUCAUCUCAGAGGGCCGGAGGCAAACUUGACUAUCUGCCUGCGUUUCUCUGACCGUCACACGUGACUUACUAUCCUGAGCUCAGGUUCAUUUUUCUUUCCUUUUUUACUUUUUUUCUGGGGGGUGGGGAGCACGGGGGUCUUAUAGGCAACAGGGAAGAAAACUGCACAUGAAGUUCAAUGUGAAAUUCAGAGGGAUUAAGACUUUUUCCAGUAAGAGAAACCAUUACCUUGACCAAAUGCUGUAGUAAUAUUACUACCUAAAGCACUAGGAUAUUGAAAAUUGGGAAAACAGAAAAAAUAAAGUAAAAACACCUGAAAUAUAAGUAAUUUAAUAACAGGUGUAGAUGUGAUGUUGAAGGUAUUUCUAUUAAAAAUUUAAAUAAUACUCUUAUUAAAUUACUUGCUAUAAAGAUAGUUAUAAAGCAUCUAGAAGAAUAGCUACAAAUGACAAGAGUAGAUAACUGGUCUCUUCUUGGUUGAUGUUAAUUUAUUUGUUAAAAAUAUACAUUUGUGUCUGUCUGAGAUGUGAGACUGCUUGGGAUAUAGGGGUAUAGAGAACAAGCGCGUGUGCACACACACACACGUGUGCACACACACACGAGCUCUCUAGCCACUGGGUUAAGCACGUGAUUUGACGGAGGCGGCAAAAUGGUCUGUUUCCUUAAUUCACGGGCACAUAUAGUUUCUUAAAUCUUCAUGCAGAAACUUAAGCAACUGAAAAUUUGGGCUGGGGGUGAAAAAACAGACCUGAACUGGAAAUCCUGCUUCUUUCUGAAGUUGAGACAUGACGAGUGUUUGCAAAUCGACGGCGAAGGCAAAAUUUCGACUGAAUUUGGCUGGCUCUGCUUGUUAUUUCCCUUCUAUCCUUGAAGGACUUCAGAAGUGAAAUCUAAUCCUAAGUAAAUAAUAGAUGAUUAAGGACUCCUUUUUAUGUGUAUAUAAAAUGCCAGAUGUUUAAAAGGGCUAAUAUUCCCUCAAUAAGAAAAUAUUAUGUUCUUUUGUAAAAGGUCAGUUAGGUUCUCUUCCUGGAACAUUUCAUGACUGUUCUGCCUCUCUGGACAGCACUAUCGAUAAUGCUUUUCAGAUUAUGAAUAAAUAUUUUGUGUUCUGAGUAUUUAUUCAUGUUAACAUUUACUUUGUAAAAUAUGUUUCCCGCAGGAAUAUAAAUAGUCGCUGGAAAGAACACUGACAGCUUCAGAGCAAAAUGAAGUUCCUUCUGCUGCUCUCAGCCCUUGGGCUCUGCUGGGCCCAGUGGGACCCCAACACCAGGCCGGGGCGCACGGUCAUCGUGCACCUGUUUGAGUGGCGCUGGGCCGACAUCGCUCUCGAGUGCGAGCGAUACUUGGCUCCCAGAGGAUUCGGAGGGGUCCAGAUCUCUCCACCCAACGAAAACGUUAUAAUUAAUGACCCUUUAAGACCUUGGUGGGAAAGAUACCAACCGAUUAGCUACAAGUUAUGUACAAGAUCAGGAAAUGAAGAUGAAUUCAGAGACAUGGUGAAGAGAUGCAACGACGUGGGCGUUCACAUCUACGUGGACGCCGUCAUCAACCACAUGUGUGGGAACGGCGUGAGCGCGGGAACCAGGAGCACCUGCGGGAGCUUCUUCAACCCGGGAGCCAGGGACUUUCCCUCCGUCCCCUACUCCGCUUGGGACUUUAACGACCAUAAAUGCAGAACUGCCAGUGGCGACAUUGAGAACUACAACGAUGCUUAUCAGGUCCGAGACUGUCGCCUGGUCGGGCUGCUUGACCUGGCCCUAGAGAAGGACUACGUGCGGUCCACGGUGGCCGAGUACAUGAACCGCCUCAUCGACAUCGGCGUGGCAGGCUUCCGAAUCGACGCUGCCAAGCACAUGUGGCCCGGAGACAUGAAGGCCGUCCUGGAUAAGCUGCGCCAUCUGAAUACAACCUGGUUCCCAGCAGAAACGAAGCCUUUCAUUUACCAGGAGGUAAUUGAUCUGGGCGGUGAGUCCAUUAAAAGCAGUGAAUACUUUGACAACGGCUUUGUGACGGAGUUCAAGUACGGAGCAAAGCUGGGCACAGUGCUGCGCAAGUGGAGCGGAGAGAGGAUGGCCUACCUCAAGAACUGGGGAGAAGGCUGGGGCUUCAUGCCUUCCAACAGAGCGCUCGUCUUUGUGGACAACCAUGACAACCAGCGGGGCCACGGCGCGGGGGGCGCGUCCAUCCUCACGUUCUGGGACUCGAGACUCUACAAAAUGGGAGUAGCAUUUAUGCUCGCCCAUCCUUACGGGUUCACGCGCGUCAUGUCAAGCUUCCAUUGGCCAAGGUAUUUUGUGAAUGGAAAAGAUAUUAACGACUGGAUGGGGCCACCGAACGAUGAUGGGGUGAUUAAAGAGGUCACCAUCAACCCGGACACCACCUGUGGCAACGGCUGGGUCUGUGAGCACCGGUGGCGCCAGAUAAGGAACAUGGUCACGUUCCGCAACGUGGCGGACGGCCAGCCCUUCGCCAACUGGUGGGAUAACGGCAGCAACCAGGUCGCCUUCGGGAGAGGGAACAAGGGCUUCAUCGUCUUCAACAAUGACGAGUGGCCAUUAAGUGCAUAUUUGCAAACUGGUCUUCCUGCUGGCACAUACUGCGAUGUGAUUUCCGGAGAUAAAAUUGAUAACAAAUGUACAGGAAUGAAGAUCUACGUCUCUGCUGAUGGCAAUGCUCACUUUUCUAUCAGCAACUCUGCCGAAGAUCCGUUUAUCGCUAUUCAUGAGGAGUCUAAAUUAGAAAACUUGCAUUAAAUGCAUAUGUUCCCAGAGAAAUGACCAAGUGUAUUUCUUUCUUUGGACAUAUAUACAUUCUUGUAAUUCAUUAAUUUUUGUAAAAGCUAUAAUAAAUAAUCAACUUGAAAAUCUCAGAAAAGCGUAAAAACUCACAUAAUUAUA